Molecule: messenger RNA, 798 nt
Organism: Candida dubliniensis CD36
Lineage: Eukaryota; Fungi; Ascomycota; Pichiomycetes; Serinales; Debaryomycetaceae
Exons: 1
Coding region: 1-798 (265 amino acids)
Cellular component (GO): membrane
Source: RefSeq, a predicted model, not a curated record
AUGUCUUUAUAUACUGAAUUACCACAAUCAGCUCCACCAUAUUCCGAAGAAGCAACAGGAGUUAAUGCUAGUACUGGUACUAAUGCUCCACGUCAAUUUGGUGAUAAUAUUCCUGAUGAUUUCAAAUAUUCUGUUUCUGUAGCAUCAUGUGAAUUACCAUUACGACAAUUAUUUAUUAGAAAAGUAUAUCUGUUAUUAACAAUUCAAUUAAUGGGUAGUGUUAUUAUGGGAUUUAUUAUUCGAUCAUCAGAUCUGAUUAAAUUAUGGACCAUUAGUAAUACUUGGUUAUUAAUUUUAUCAUUUAUUGGAUCAAUUGGAUUUAUGAUUGGAGCAUUUUUUAAAGCUCGGUCUUAUCCAAUAAAUUUAAUUUUAUUAAUUGGAUUUACUAUAUGUGAAAGUUAUACUUUAGGAGUAACUUGUGCAUUUAUUAAUAGUAAUAUAUUAAUUGAAGCUAUAUUAUUAACAUUAAUUAUAUUUAUUGGAUUAACUAUAUUUGCUUUUCAAACAAAAUAUGAUUUUAUUAGUUGGCAAGGUAUAAUUGGUAUGAUAUUAUGGGGAUUAAUUGGUUGGGGGGUUAUUAUAAUGUUUAUACCUCAUCAACAAAAUUCUUUAAUGGAAAAUAUUUAUAGUUUUUUAGGAGCUAUGAUAUUUUCCAUUUAUAUUAUUAUUGAUACUCAACAUAUUAUGAAAACUUUACAUUUAGAUGAUGAAAUAAUUGGUUGUAUUUCAUUAUAUCUUGAUAUAAUUAAUUUGUUUUUAUUUAUUUUAAGAAUUUUAAAUAAUAAUCGUGAAGAUUAA